Molecule: messenger RNA, 6125 nt
Organism: Athalia rosae (coleseed sawfly)
Lineage: Eukaryota; Metazoa; Arthropoda; Insecta; Hymenoptera; Athaliidae
Gene: sl
Product: 1-phosphatidylinositol 4,5-bisphosphate phosphodiesterase gamma-1
Exons: 20
Coding region: 634-4290 (1218 amino acids)
Biological process (GO): positive regulation of epithelial cell migration; phospholipid catabolic process; phosphatidylinositol-mediated signaling
Molecular function (GO): protein binding; phosphatidylinositol-4,5-bisphosphate phospholipase C activity
Source: RefSeq, a predicted model, not a curated record
CAACGGUUUCUUGUUGCAGCCGUUGAGAAAUAUGGGCAGCUUUGGUAUGCGUCGAAUUCGCGCUGACGCAUACUUAUUAUUUUUUGAUGGCUAAUUGAUGCUAGAAUAUGAUCGUGGAGAGGGUUCCACGUUGCUAAUUGUACAUAUGAAUUAGUUCAAAAUUCUGCCUGUUGCUGAAAAGAUUCAUUUCUGCCGGGAACCUUGAACUACAUCGACGACCAACCACGAUGAAAGCUCGCGAGUCGUGACAGAAUCAGAAUCGUCGACGAAAUCAGACCCUGCUUCGACGGUCAACGGAGUAGCAUUUAGUUAGUAACACCAGAAACUUCAGAGAGCUGACAUGAGCUAAAUCGCAUGGUUGUGUUAGAAAUAAUACUGCAUUAGGUGCUGCACGGACGUAGACGUACGUGUGUACGUUGCGGGCCUACGGGAAGAGUAGAAUAAAAAUCUGCAGCUCGAUAUGUUUGUUGGGAUUGUAAGAGUAUUUACCGUCAAUAAUGAGUUGAUUAAUUAUUUAAAAACUAUGUGACAAUUAGUGAAAUUGAACUAUUAAUACCUUAGUGAUUUAUCGUGCAAUUAUUAUCUGUAUUAUUAUUUGUUGUAUAAGACUGUUAUAAUAAAUUCCUUGCCAAAAUGAAUGGGAUAAUACCAGAAAUGGAGCAGAUAAUAAGCCGCUUGGAACGUGGAACUGUUGUGACAAAAUUCUUUCCUCGUAAAAGACCUGAAAAAAAAACAUUAAUGAUACGGAGAGAGACUAGACAAAUAGUCUGGUCAAGAAGCGCAUCCUCCAGACCCUUUGAGGGAGCCGUUGAGAUAAGAGAGGUCAAGGAAGUCAGAGAUGGGAAGAAUUCAAAAGAUUUUGAAAAAUGGCCUGAAGAUUCUAAAAAAUUAGAAGGAAAAUGGUGCUUUGUUGUCUAUUAUGGUUCUGAAUUUCGAUUAAAAACAAUUUCAGUUUCUGCAUAUAGUGAAACUGAGUGUGAGUUAUGGGUGAAAGGUCUGCGUCAUUUGGUUCAGGAUACAAUCAAUGCUCCAUAUCCUCUUCAAGUUGAACGGUGGCUGAGAAAGGAGUUUUAUUCCAUGGAGAAUACGCGAGAGAUGGUCACCUUGAAAGAUGUCAAGGCUUUUUUACCGAGAGUGAAUUGUAAGAUUGUGACUAACAAACUCAGAGAGCUUUUUGAGCAAGUUGAUACAAGGCACAGAGCUGAACUGAGCUUUGACGACUUUGUCUUACUUUACCAUACCUUGAUGUUUGAUAAUAUUAAUCUCGCAGAUUGGGAGAAAUUAGUGAGUUACUCAGAAAACAGAACAGUAACUCUCCAAAAUUUUCAAGCAUUUUUGCUGAACGAGCAGCAAGACCCCCUGGGUAGUAGUGACCAGGAAGUAUCCCGUUUUAUCAGGGAAUAUCUCCAAGAUCCUCAGAGAGAUGUCCAGGAACCUUGCUUUACCCUUCCAGAAUUUAUCGACUUUCUAUAUUCCAAACAAAAUCAAAUUUGGGACCAGAAGCACGAUCGAUGUACAGAAGAUAUGACAAGACCCUUAUGUCAUUACUGGAUAGCCUCUUCUCAUAACACGUACCUGACGGGAGAUCAAAUAAGCAGUGAGAGCAGUUGCCAAGCUUAUGUGAGGGCACUGAGAGCGGGAUGUAGAUGUAUUGAAUUAGAUUGUUGGGAUGGACCGGAUGGAAUGCCGUUUAUUUUUCAUGGACACACGUUUACAACGAAAAUAAAGUUCCUGGAUGUUAUAAAAACGAUAAAGGAACACGCUUUUGCUACUUCUGAAUAUCCAGUCAUCCUCUCAAUUGAAGAUAAUUGUUCCUUACCUCAGCAACGAAAAAUGGCUGCUAGUAUGCAAGAAGUAUUCCAAGAUAUGCUCAUAUCUCAGCGUGUAGACAAAAAUGAAACAUGCCUUCCAUCACCUUACGCUUUGCGGCGAAAAAUUUUGCUGAAACACAAGAAGCUUCCAGAUGGUGUUGACGAAAACUUGUUCAUUCCACAAAGCGACGAUAGCAAGCAAGAGAUGGACCUUAGAAACACUGUAAAAAAUGGAAUUCUGUUUCUCGAAGAUCCAAUCGACAAAAUAUGGAAUGCUCACUUCUUUGUUUUAACUAAACAGAAACUCUAUUAUACGGAUACUUUCUCUAGAACUCCCGAAGAGAGUCAUGAUGAUGAGGAAGAGAGUAUUACUCAUAGACUACCGGAAGGUGUACCCAAUGACGAGUUACAUUUUGGAGAAAAAUGGUUUCACGGAAAGUUGGGUAGAGGCAGGGAAGAAGCGGAAGAAUUGUUAAGACGUUAUUCCCACCUCGGAGACGGCACAUUUCUAGUCAGACAGAGUAUUACCUUUGUCGGAGAUUACUGUCUGUCCUUUUGGAGAAAAGGCAAAGUAAAUCAUUGCCGCAUUAAGCUCAAACAAUCAAUGGGACAGACAAAGUUUUAUCUGAUUGAAACCAACUGCUUCGACAGUCUCUAUAGUCUCAUUACCCACUACCGUAGUCAUCCGCUCAGAAGUUCGGAAUUUUUAAUUACACUCCAAGAACCAGUUCCUCAGCCGAGUAAACAUGAAGAGAAAGAUUGGUGGCAUGGUGAAUGCAGUAGAACAGAGGCAGAAGAUUGGCUAAGACGAGUCUCUACUGAUGGAGUUUUUCUGGUGCGGCCUAGUGAGAAAGAAGCCAAUUCAUACGCAAUUUCAUUCAGAGCAGAGCGAAAAAUCAAGCACUGCAGGAUAAAGCUGGAAGGCCGGUUAUACACAAUCGGAAAAGUUCAAUUCGAAAGUUUGGUGGAACUGAUUAGCUACUAUGAACGUCAUCCACUUUAUAAGAAAGUCAAGCUCAGUUAUCCCGUCAAUCAGAACAUCAUGAGGCGAGGGGGUUUGGACCCCGACGAAGGAGCGGUUUACGGUACACCAGGAUACAUGGAUCCCAGCAGCUUUUCAUCUCAGAUAACUGUAAAAGCGAUGUACGACUACACGGCGUGUCGAGAUGACGAAUUGACAUUUUCUAAACACGCGAUAAUCACAAACGUUAAUCGUGGCGAAGGGGGAUGGUGGAAAGGGGAUUACGGAGGAAAGAAGCAGCAGUUAUUCCCUGCUAACUACGUCGAGGAACUGGGACCCCAGGAUAACGCGAGCGAUUCAUCCGAUUCGAUGAUGCUUGGAAAUCUGCAAAAGGGAUCCUUGGACAUUAUGGGAGCAGUCGUGGAAUUGUCAGUAAGUGAACGACCUGAAUUAGGCUGGGUUCUUAGAAUACAGAAUCCCAGCAUGUGCUCAACUUUUGAAGUCGCUGCAAAAUCGAACGAAACUGCCAUUGAGUGGAUGAACAGCAUCAGGGAAGCUGCGCAAAACGCCAGUAUUAGGGAAAAUCAACAUAAAGAAAUGGAACGUACUUGGCGUAUAGCGAAGGAAAUGUCCGAUCUCACGAUAUAUUGCCGUUCCGUACCAUUGAAUAUAGAGAGAACAAGGAUCAAAGAAUUUCCCUUUUACGAAAUGAGCAGUUUUCCGGAAACGAAAGCCGAAAAACUUAUGUGCCAACAAGAGAAUAAGUUUUUCUUAAAAUAUCACCAGUUCCAGUUCAGCAGAGUUUAUCCCAAGGGUCAGCGCUUCGAUUCUUCGAAUUAUAAUCCUGUGCCCAUGUGGAAUUCCGGUAGUCAAAUGGUAGCUCUUAAUUAUCAGACCGGUGACAAGCCCAUGCAACUCAAUCAAGCAAAAUUCCGACAAAAUGGUAACUGCGGGUAUCUUCUCAGGCCUGAAUUCAUGUUCAAAGAAGAAUUUAAUCCGUACGAUAAAAGUACGCUGAUCGGCGUUGAAGCGUUGAAAAUUAAUUUGAAAAUAAUCGGUGCUAGGCACUUGAGUAAAUCCGGAAGAGGAAUUGCAAGUCCCUUUGUAGAAGUUGAAGUCGUCGGCGCUACUUUCGAUACUGGGGUAAAGCUGACAACAAAAGCGAUAACUGACAAUGGUUUCAAUCCAAUGUGGAACGAAUGCUGUGAAUUUGAAAUAGCGAAUCCUCAUUUCGCUCUCCUGAGAUUCGUUGUUCAAGACGAGGAUAUGUUCGGAGACAGCAAUUUCAUAGGGCAAGCUACGUACCCGGUCCGAUGUUUAAGGACGGGUUACAGAAGCGUUCCAUUGGAAAACAAUUUUAGCGAAAGCCUAGAGCUUGCGUCGCUUCUAGUUCAUAUCAGCAUUGGAACUGUAUCGGAACUUAUCCACAACCAUGUAGUACGACAUAAUUCCAUGACGAGUGGAACUGGUUCCUUGACCGACUUGGAUACGGAUUCUCAUACACGAAUACUUAUUUAGAAAUUUUAUAGUGAAGACCAUCGGUAGUGCGAAUGGGUAAGAUAUUUCCUAUACUUCUAAAAUUUCCGGUCAGAUAAUAUUUGUCUAUAAAUGGUGAAUCAUCUGCAUCCAUAUUUUUUGAUAAAAUUAACUAGCCUCUACAAAAGUAUAAAAUUUGACUCGUGAUGCAAUCGAUUAGGAAAAUCGUAGCGAAUAUAUUUUCAGACGUGAAUAUGUAUACGUAAAUAUUACAUCCUACUACUGCAAUCAAAUGAUCUCUUUGAUUGUUACUAAUUAGAAUCACAUCCAUCGAUGUGUAUCAUAUCAGCCGUUGUUAUCAAAACUACUCAAAAAAACUUUUAGAUAUGAAAUUGUUAGCAUGCGGUAUGAUUCUCUUACAACGAAAACAAAGUCCAUAAAUCGAUAGACCUAACGUAUCAUACUUUACAGUUCUCUCACAUAGAUGCUAUGUAAUUUUAUAACUCUUGUGCUUUUGCUCAUGUUAGAAGAAAUUUGAAAACUCUAUGCCAAUCAAAAAACUAUUAGGCUGCUCCAGAAUUAUAGUUAAUAGUGAGAGAAAAAAGAUGUUACAUUGUUAUGUCGUACUUCAUUGCAAAAUUGUAGAUACAAACUUUUCAUAUGUUGAGUUAAUAUGAUAAGAGACAAUUAGUUGCUAAGUAACUAAAUUUUACUGCACCAUUAUAUGUGCGACGUGACAGGCCUAAUUAGCAUGCAAUAUUUGGUAAUUUUACAUUCAGUUCGACGUAUAGGGUUCUUAAUCCUGCUGAUGAAGCAAUAUUUUUUUCUCUUCCAUUUAUUGAAGAAUGAUGUUAUUAAUAUUAGAAAAUUUAGAAAAAAAAUAAGCUCAAUGCUUUCGUAAAAUUGGGUCAAUUAAUAUUAUUAUCGUUAUCAUCAUCAUCCUCAUCGUCAUUAUUAUUCUUAUUAUUUUUAUUCUUAUUCUUAUUCUUAUGAUUUUCACUUUACGUAAAUUCAAUACGCUCACGUGCCUGCGCGACAUUGCUAUAAUACCUGUAUUACGCCGCUGUUGCUCAAUUUCAGAAUUAAACAUACGUUUUAUGUGGGUAUAAUUGAAUGAAGUGUGAUUUAGGUGUCGCAAUUUUAUGUAUAAGCUGUACAUGAAAUCAUUACCUAAUACCAGAAUUUUAGUAAUGAAGGUCCAAGAGUGAAAACUAAUGUAUAGGUGAUUAGAACAAAUAUAUUUUAUAAGUAACUUUACGUCACUUGAAUGAAUGCAUUAGUUAUUGGAUGGUACACGUAUAUCAUGUCAUAACUUCUUGUAGUGUUAUUAUUAUUAGUAUUACUAAUAUUCUUAAUAUUAUUAUUGUUGUUAUUAUUAUUCACGUGAUUAUCAAUAUCAUAUUCAUAUUGCUAAGCAUACCUAUGUAUACAUAUCGUGCGGAAUUAAUCAAUUUAUGGUAAUUCUAUAUGUACCCGACGUACAUUGUCGUUCAACUAUUAAAUUUUAAGAACGUAUUAAUUGUUUGAUGAGUUUAUCAGACGAUUAUCCAUGGUUAUAUAGUAAUAUCGAAUAUUUAACGAGAAUAAGGGAAUACGGGCGAUUUAUUUUGAUGAAUUAUUUUCCCGUGGCGGCAGAUUUCUUGACUUCACACAAAAUGCAUGUAAGAAUAUGAAAAAUGUAUUUAUCUUCGUACAGUAAAGAUGAGUAUGAAGUAGCUUUUUAGUUUUAACUGUUUAAUUUUAUUUUUUCAUGCCAUUGCCAAUACCAAUAUCAUACCUGAGCCCGCGCAUUCGAUUGAUUGUUGUAAGUCUUUGAAAAAUGUGAGCAGUAAAAUUAGAUUGGUUGUAAUGGAAAUAUACAGAUUGGCUUGAUCAUA